Molecule: messenger RNA, 2934 nt
Organism: Corylus avellana
Lineage: Eukaryota; Viridiplantae; Streptophyta; Magnoliopsida; Fagales; Betulaceae
Molecular function (GO): zinc ion binding; nucleic acid binding
Source: RefSeq, a predicted model, not a curated record
AUGGCUGCUCGUGGUCGUCGUGCUCAGGCUAACCAACCCCUUGCAGCUCCAGAAAGAGACCCGCGAGAUAUUGAGAUGGACAACUUGAGAAGACAAGUCCAGCAGCUCCAAGAACAUUUACAACAUUUUGAAGCCUCUGAACAUGAUGCCUCUCAUCAUGACUCGGAGAAUGAAGUUUCCAGCGACGAUGGAGAGGGUGUUAAUCCUUUUCACCAAGCUCGUAGUCACACCUCAAGUGACAGCACUCCACCUCAUCCUCGAAACCUAAGACUUCAUGGUGUCCAACGCCAUUACGAUGUCAAGGUGGAUAUUCCAGAAUUUGAAGGAAGAAUGCAGCCUGAUGAAUUCAUUGAUUGGCUUAAUACCAUUGAGCGAAUCUUUGAUUACAAAGAUGUUCCAGAACACCACAAGGUGAAGCUUGUUGCCAUCAAGUUGAGAAAGCAUGCUUCUAUUUGGUGGGAGCACCUUAAGAAACAACGGGAACGUGAAAGGAAAAGCCGCAUUGUGACGUGGGCUAAGAUGAAGAAGGCUCUCAAGAAGAAGUAUUUGCCAGAUCAUUAUCGACAAGAUGCUUUUCUUAAGUUCCACAACUUUCGGCAGAACGAACUUUCUGUGGAGGAGUACACAGCGGAAUUUGAUCAUUCUAUGAUGCGCUGUGAUAUUGUAGAACCGGAGGAGCAAAUGGUAGCCCGUUACCUUGGAGGUUUACGUUCCGAAAUCAGUAAUGUUGUUCAGUUACAGCCUUAUUGGACUUACAAUGAUGUUUGUAAGCUAGCACUCAAGGUGGAGAGACAAUUGAAGGAAGGGCGCAGGAGUACCUAUCGACCUUUCAAUCAAGGAGGAAUCACCAACCGGGGGAAUAGUUCUACUGCCAAGACCACUCCAUAUCCCAAGAGUGAAGCCAAACAACCAGCCAAGAGUGAUGCUCAUGCAGGUUCAAAUCGCUCCAAUAAUUCUAACUCAAGUAGAAAAUGCUUUAAAUGUCAUGGCUUUGGACAUAUUGCUUCUGAUUGUCCAAAUCGCAAGAUAAUCUCACUUGUUGAGGAAGACUUGGAAGAUGAUGGGGAUGAACCAGUUGAUGAAGAUUCUGAGGAAGACUUGACAUAUGCAGAUCAAGGAGAGUCUCUUGUAAUUCGCAGGAUCUUGAAAUCCACCUACGCAGAAGAAGAUUGGCUUCGGAACAACAUUUUCCACACCAAGUGCACCUCUAGUGGCAAGGUGUGCAAUGUCAUCAUUGAUGGGGGAAGUUGUGAGAAUGUGGUGUCUACAACCAUGGUGGGGAAGCUCAACCUGAAAACAGAACCUCAUUCCCAUCCUUACAAGCUUCAAUGGCUUAAAAAGGGCAAUGAUAUCCAGGUAACAAAGAAAUGCUUAGUUCAAUUCUCUAUUGGGAAGAAUUACAAAGAUGAAGUUUUGUGCGAUGUUGUUCCUAUGGAUGCAUGUCAUAUAUUGCUUGGUAGACCACGGCAGUUUGAUAGAAGAACUUUUCAUGAUGGUUUCAAAAACACUUAUGCUUUUGAAAAAGAUGGGGCCAAAAUUACCUUAGCUCCGUUAAGAAUGUUGACUACACCUAAACCUUCUAAAGGGGAGGGUAAUAACCUACUUUCUAUAUGUGAAGUUGAGAGAGUUUUAACAGAAUGUGGGGAAGGGUAUGCUCUAGUGGUAGUUGAAAAGAAAGACCCAAUUGAAAUUCCUCUUAUCUUACAACCAGUUCUUGAGAAAUUUCCUGAUGUUAUUCCGGAAGAGCUUCCACCGGGUCUUCCACCCAUGAGAGACAUACAGCACCGCAUUGACCUCGUUCCAGGUUCUGUUCUACCUAACAAGGCAGCCUAUCGAAUGAAUCCAAGAGAGCAUGAAGAGUUGCAGAAACAAGUUGAUGAAUUGAUCACCAAAGGCCUUGUGAGAGAAAGCAUGAGUCCUUGUGCUGUUCCAGCACUUCUAGUACCAAAGAAGGAUGGUUCUUGGCGUAUGUGCAUCGACAGUAGGGCUGUGAACAAGAUCACCAUCAGGUAUCGCUUUCCCAUUCCGCGGCUAGAUGAUCUCCUUGAUCAGCUUCAUGGAGCCACAAUCUUCUCCAACUUGGAUCUUCGUAGCGGAUACCACCAAAUUCGCAUGAGCGAUGGUGAUGAAUGGAAGACAGCUUUUAAAACUAGAGAUGGUCUUUAUGAAUGGAUGGUCAUGCCAUUCGGACUCUCUAAUGCUCCCAGUACAUUUAUGCGUCUCAUGAAUCAUGUUUUUAAACCAUUUAUGGGAAAAUUUGUUGUUGUUUACUUUGAUGAUAUCUUAGUUUACAGCAAAUCUUCAGAACAGCAUUUGGAGCACCUUCAACAAGUCUUUCAAACUCUACGAGAGCAGAAGUUGUAUGUGAACUUGAAGAAGUGUCAUUUCUUCACAAAUAGCCUAGUAUUCUUAGGCUAUGUUGUUUCUAAGGAAGGAAUCAUGAUGGAUCCCAGCAAAAUUGAGGCUAUCACUAGCUGGCCUAUUCCCAAGUCCCUUCAUGACAUCAGAAGCUUUCAUGGACUUUCAUCAUUCUACCGGCGUUUCAUCAAAGGCUUCAGCACCAUUAUUGCUCCCAUCACAGAAUGCCUUAAGGGAGGAACAUUUAAGUGGACGGAAGAAGCCCAAAAGAGCUUUGAACUUCUCAAGCAGAAAGUAACAGAGGCACCAAUCCUUAUGCUUCCAGAUUUCUCCAAAGUGUUUGAAGUCGAUUGCGAUGCUUCUAAUCUGGGAAUUGGUGGUGUUCUCAGCCAAGAAGGCAAGCCAAUUGCCUUUUUCAGUGAAAAGCUCAAUGACUCCCGAAAGAAGUAUUCCACCUAUGACAAAGAAUUAUAUACACUUGUUCGUGUCUUGGAGCAUUGGAGUCAUUAUCUACUCUCCAAAGAAUUUAUACUUCAUUCUAACCAUGAAGCUUUGAAGUACUUGAGCAGCCAGUAG